AUGGCUCGUUUAAAGAAGAGAACAACAAGAAGAAAGACUUCUAAAAGACCUACUGUUCGUCGUGGUAGGCGUGUAUAUAAACGACGUGUAUAUAGAAAAAGAAGAAGAUAUUAUAAACGACGCCGGUUGUUAUCACAACCAAAUACUGUUAAAUUAAAGAGUAAGCUUGUUUGCUCAAUAGUAGAGUUUAUUGCUAUUCCUGAGAGAGAUAGUUUACCACAAAUAUUAUGUAUGGCUGCUUAUCCUUCUAAUAAUGGAAUUGCUGUACCUGUUGCUGAAGCUGAAUUGGAUUUUAGAAUGAUUGGACAGAAAUUUAUGACUGUGCAGUCUGUAGAUACUGCUAAUAGUAUUUUAAGAACAGAGCAAAUAGCAUUAUCACCACCUACUUUUGUAGCAUGGAAUCCAUAUUUAGAUCAUAAUGUAAUGGGAAAUCUAUGGGAUUCUUAUUGUGAUAUGUAUGAUUAUUGGAAAUUUAGUGGAGUAAAGGUUAAAUGGAUACCAAAGGUUAAAACGAGUGUUGCUUUACCUUAUAUGCCUAAAAGUAUUGCUACUAAUUCAAGUCAAGUUAUUGGAACGGGUGGAAGUACUGUUAAUCUUGUUAUAGAUCCUGUACAACGUUUAAAUGCAUUUGAUUAUGAUAAAGAUGCUACUGGAUUACUAUAUUAUCCACAAGUAACAUUUAAUAUGCAUGUGUUAUUUGAAAAAGAUAAUUAUUAUUCAAUGGAAUUACCAACUGAUCCAGAAAGUAUGGAUUAUACAUUAACAUGUAAAGAUACUAGAUAUAAAUUAAAGAACUUUGAUUAUGGACCUAAUAAGCCUAAGACUUAUAAAGUAUAUGAUAUGACAAAGCCAUUUAAAUUCUAUGUUAAGCCUUAUUUAGAAGAUAAGGUAGAUGAGAUAACUAAUAAUCAAGAUUCAAAUCAAACUGGAAUUACAAUUACAGAUAAAUUAGACCAACAGAUAUCUAAAAGGAAGUUAAUGAGAUAUAUUAAAAUGAAUGGAACCAAGAAGACUUAUCCAGUUGAUAAUCCUACUAAUAAACAAAAGUAUUCUUAUUCUAUACAAGAUGUUGCAUAUUUUGAUCCUAUUCUAUUUGGAUAUUUCUUUACAGCUAAUGGAAUACCCAUUUCAGAAUCAAUAACAAUUGGACAACCUCAUCGCCCAACUGAUGCAUAUGCAUCUGCAUGGGAUUUUUAUGGUUUGCAUGCCUCACCAAUAAUAAGUGGAAUGGAACAUUUUGAAAUAACGUUCUAUACCAAAUUUAAACAACUUAAGAAUAAGUAA
Molecule: messenger RNA, 1284 nt
Organism: Entamoeba histolytica HM-1:IMSS
Lineage: Eukaryota; Evosea; Mastigamoebida; Endamoebidae
Exons: 1
Coding region: 1-1284 (427 amino acids)
Source: RefSeq, a predicted model, not a curated record